This is a messenger RNA of Drosophila suzukii, 557 nucleotides long. The record is from RefSeq and is a predicted model, not a curated record. NCBI's taxonomy places the organism in Eukaryota, Metazoa, Arthropoda, Insecta, Diptera, Drosophilidae.
AUGUUCAUAAGGAGCGACGAGGGACACCCAAAGGCCACAACUAAGGGGACUAAGGAUAACUCGAAGCGAUAUCGCGAGAAAAUAAAAAAGGACCCGAUGAAGUUUGAGGAAUAUCGCGCCAGAGAAGCUGAAAGAAGUCGUUUAUAUCGCAAGAAACUGAAGGAAGUGGUCAAAAAGAACAAAAAAGUUCUAAAAACAAAGAGAGAAACCGAUCGAAUUAGACAGCAAAGAUAUCGGGAGAAAAAGAAGGAAGAACUCGCCAAUCAGAAGUCAAUGGAAGAAAUGGUGAAGAAAGUGGAGCGGGCGCUGCCUGCAAAAAAUUCCCGAAAGAUUGAAGUCAUUAAAAUACUGUAUAGGAAAUAUGUUGAACCUGAAAGCCCUGAAAACUAAGACUAAACUAACAUAAUGCCAUGAUCUAGGCCAUCGUAGGAGAAUUACAAAAAUAAAUAUCAAACACAUAAUGUCAUUCUAAUGACAUUUAAAAAGAAUUCAAAUAUUUACAAGUUUGAAACACUUCCAGGUGGACUGUUGGAAUAAAUAAGUACUUUACAAAUAAA